Messenger RNA from Hermetia illucens (black soldier fly), 442 nucleotides. RefSeq lists its product as uncharacterized. NCBI's taxonomy places the organism in Eukaryota, Metazoa, Arthropoda, Insecta, Diptera, Stratiomyidae. The record is from RefSeq and is a predicted model, not a curated record. Bases 113 to 442 code for a protein of 109 amino acids. The transcript is spliced from 4 exons.
CAAGAGAUGUGAGUUGUAUUCUGCAAAUUCGUUCAAUUAGUAUUUUUUAAUUUGUCUAAUAUAGUUUCAGGAUUUAAUUAAAGAUCCCAUAAGAUUCUGUGAAAAUUUUCACAUGGACGUGAAAACUUUUCAGCGGAUCCUAUCGAUGGUGACACCUUAUUUGAAGCCCAAGAAAAUGACUCGGCCAACAGAUGGAAUAUCUCCGAAUCAAAAGUUGGCGGCAGUGUUAGAGUACUUCGCUUGCGGAAGUCUGCAAAGGCACAUCGCUUCUGUGUAUAGGAUAAACUAUAUUGAUUCGAGCGGUAAUCUCAUUGAGGGCGAGUGGAGGAAUAAUAUACCAGCGAAGUCGCUAUUUAGUUCAACAAUAAAUCCGACACAAGGACGACCAACUGAUAUCGGAAAAACUACUAGAGAUUCAUUAAAGGAAUUCUUGAUUCUAUAA